This is a messenger RNA of Solea senegalensis (Senegalese sole), 1639 nucleotides long. RefSeq names its product aquaporin 11 (gene aqp11). Gene Ontology annotation, biological process: transmembrane transport. Bases 214 to 1032 code for a protein of 272 amino acids. The transcript has 3 exons. Gene Ontology annotation, cellular component: cytoplasm; membrane. NCBI's taxonomy places the organism in Eukaryota, Metazoa, Chordata, Actinopteri, Pleuronectiformes, Soleidae. Gene Ontology annotation, molecular function: channel activity. The record is from RefSeq and is a predicted model, not a curated record.
UGUGGAGCUCAGUCAGUUCACUUCCGGACCAUGUGAGCCGCCGUAAUUGAUGCUUAUUUGCCGCACAGAUCCUCCCGGAAAGAGCCUCCGCAGCCGGGCACAGCCGAGCCUUUCACCCUCCGGAGGGAGAGACGUCCAGCGGGGAGAGACGCAGGCCACACAGCGGAGCCUCUCCGCGCUUAGAGCCAGGGAGAGCGCCUACAUUUAGGGGAAAUGAGUGCAGACGUGACGGUGUCUUUGGCGGUCCUCGCGGGGAUCGUCGGGCUCAGCGACGCGACCCGCAGGUUGGUGUCUAGGAGCCUCGCGGGCACCGGACUCUGCGUUUACGCGUUGGAGCUCGUGUCCACCUUCCAGCUGUGCUGCUGCACGCACGAGCUCAGGCUGCUGGCUGAUGUGGGGGGAAUCGAGCCUCGACUUGCCCUUACUUUUACGUACCUGGCGGCCGUGGUGCACGGACUCACCUUCCGCGGGGCCAUCGGCAACCCCUCCGGUACACUGGAGCACGCAUACCACUCCAAGAUUUCGGGUGGAUGCGCAGUGCGGCGCAUCGCCUGUCAGUUCGCCGCGGCCGCUGCCGCUCGCGCCGCGGUGCCGCUGCUCUGGGAUAUCGGGUUGUCGAGACUGCACGUGCGGCAUAAGCUGCUCGGUUUCCGGUGCGUCAGCCCCAUUCACGCGCCGCUGCCCAAGGCCGCUGCCGUGGAGCUCGCGUGCGCUUUUGCAGUGCAGACUGCCAUUACGCACACGCGCUCGGUGGAGGAGAAGUAUCGCGUGCACGCAGUAGCUGCGGUCAGUGCAACAGUCGUUUACGCAGGUGGCAGUACGACCGGAGCUGUGUUUAACCCGGCCUUGGCCUUCUCCACACAGUUCCCCUGCAGUGGACACUCCUUCCUGGAUUACUGUCUGGUUUACUGGCUGGGUCCACUGCUGGGCAUGAUGAGCUCAGUGCUGCUGUUUGACAAACUCGUCCCUCUGUUGUCAAGGAAACCACCGUCUCACUACCAGGUCCCCCUGGAGACCAAGAAGAGGACAUGAGCCAGAGAACACAAGGACACUGUAAACCUGCCACUGACCUCAGACAUCAGUAGUUACAGAAACACUAAUAAGCACUUUUCUUUUUUUAGAAAAAGACACUUGAUCUUAAAGAUUUUAUUUCUAAUUGUGGACCAUUGGACAGGAGGACAAUUUAAAGGAAAUCACACAAAACUAAUUUUUGUUUUCAAUUAACAUUCAAAAAUAAUCAAUUAUGAAACAAAGUUUGCAUGAUUGCAGAUGCAAUAAUACACUGAGCCAAGUAUUAUUUUUGUGCAAUAUAACAUUUACUACUUAUCAACUGAAUGAUAAGGUGCUAAUAAACUGUAUUUGUAUAGACAUUUUUAUGAGUCUAUGAGGAAUAUAUGUAUAUAUUACAUUAAAGCUGCACUAGGCAGGAUUGCUCAAAAAAUGUUGUCAGUUGUUGAUUUUCUUCUGGAGGCUCCAUGUUUAAAAAUGUGGGCAUGAAAGUGAACAGUUCUUACAAAAUCGUCUAGAUCUAGUCCAGUAGAUCUGUGUUCGACUGGCAGCCAUGAUGUAGCCCUGAGGAGAAACCGCAACAUUCAUUAUGAUGUCCACUAAAAAUGCUUUAUAUACUAAUAAAUGGCUC